This is a messenger RNA of Grammomys surdaster, 3248 nucleotides long. RefSeq names its product Rho GTPase activating protein 15 (gene Arhgap15). The transcript is spliced from 14 exons. Gene Ontology annotation, cellular component: cytoplasm. The record is from RefSeq and is a predicted model, not a curated record. Gene Ontology annotation, biological process: regulation of GTPase activity; signal transduction. Bases 95 to 1540 code for a protein of 481 amino acids. Lineage: Eukaryota; Metazoa; Chordata; Mammalia; Rodentia; Muridae.
CAGGCCUCCCUUUAGGACACGUGACCUUACUCCUUUCCGUUUUGUUGAAAGAGUCGCUAAAAGGAGUUGAUGGCAGUUUUACUAGCAAGUCACCAUGGAGGAAAGGACAAGCUGCAGUGUGCAGACAUCUACAAACUGUGACAACUCUUUGGAAACACUGAAUUCUGCCCACCAAGCUACAGGAGCUGUGCAAAUGAGAAUCAAAAAUGCCAACAGCCACCAAGACAGGCAGAGCCAAACUAAAUCCAUGAUCCUCACCGAUGCUGGGAAGGUCACUGAACCUAUUUCCCGGCACAGAAGGAAUCAUUCACAGCAUGUGUUGAAAGAUGUCAUUCCACCACUAGAACAUCCAAUGGUUGAAAAAGAAGGGUAUCUUCAAAAAGCCAAAAUUGCAGAUGGAGGAAAGAAACUAAGGAAAAACUGGUCUACUUCCUGGAUUGUUCUUUCUGGCCGAAAAAUUGAAUUUUACAAAGACUCUAAGCAGCAAUCUCUUCCUAACAUGAAAACCAGGCACAACGUAGAAAUCGUGGAUUUGUGUGGUGCACAUAUAGAAUGGGCCAAAGAAAAAUCAAGCAGGAAGAGUGUCUUUCAGAUCACAACAGUAUCAGGAAAUGAAUUCCUUCUACAGUCAGAUAUUGACUUCCUCAUAUUGGAUUGGUUCCAAGCUAUCAAAAAUGCAAUUGACAGAUUGCCAAAGAAUCCAAGUUGCAGGUCCCUGGAGUUGUUCAAUUUGCAGAGAUCCUCAAGUUCUGAACUGCCGAGUCACUCCCAUAUCGAUAGAAAAGAACAGAAACCAGAACACAGGAAGUCCUUCAUGUUCCGACUGCAGCACAGUGCUUCUGAUUCAAGUGACAAGAACCGCGUGAAGAGCAGACUGAAGAAGUUCAUCUCCCGAAGACCUUCUCUGAAAACUUUGCAAGAAAAGGGAAUCAUUAAAGAUCAAAUUUUUGGCUCUCAUCUGCACACAGUGUGUGAACGAGAACAUUCCACAGUUCCAUGGUUUGUAAAGCAAUGCAUUGAAGCUGUUGAAAAAAGAGGCCUAGACGUUGAUGGAAUAUAUCGAGUUAGUGGCAAUCUUGCAACAAUACAGAAGUUAAGAUUUAUCGUCAACCAAGAAGAGAAGCUGAAUUUGGAUGACAGCCAGUGGGAGGACAUCCACGUCGUCACCGGAGCACUGAAGAUGUUUUUCCGGGAGCUGUCUGAACCGCUCUUCCCUUACAGUUUCUUUGAGCGGUUUGUGGAGGCGAUCAAAAAACAAGACAGCAAUGCAAAGAUUGAAACUAUGAAGUCUCUGGUAAAAAGUCUCCCUCCUCCAAAUCAUGACACCAUGAAAAUCCUCUUCAGACAUCUAACCAAGAUAGUUGCCAAAGCCUCCCAGAAUCUCAUGUCCACGCAAAGCUUGGGUAUUGUAUUUGGACCCACCCUUCUGCGAGCUGAAAAUGAGUCCGGGAAUGUGGCGGUACACAUGGUAUACCAAAACCAGAUAGUGGAGUUCAUGCUGACUGAGUAUGAUAAGAUCUUCAGCUCAGGGGAAGACUGACAGACGAGACAAGCUACUGAGUAUGUUCACAUCUGUCUUGAUGCCUAAUAUUUUUACAUUUCUGUAAACAUAUUUCUGAAAUAUUUUUUCCUUCCAAGCGACAGAUGCUUCAUUUUGUGAAAACUUAGUGAUGAUUUUGUAUUUAAGUUCCAAACAUUCGAAUAAAAUAAAUGACAAUAUUUUCCUAUAUGUGUUCUACAUUAACCCCUUGGGUGUUGUUUUAUUUCAGCAUUCUAUAAAUACAUCAUAAGUGUCUACAUUCUUAAAUAAUGUGUACAAGGUAGCAUUAAGACAUAGCUCUACUACUGCUCCUUGCCAUCAGGUAUAUCCUGGUGAAUGUGCAGCAGUGUGACCAUGUAGAGAAAUUGGGAACAAAGGUGAGUGUGUGUACACCCCUGUGCCAUCUCAAGAUCCAUACGCAGCAAAUCACCAGCUAGGUCCCAUGUGCCUCAGCAUCCACAGAGAGAAAACAAGCAGGAAAAAGGCAUCUAUGUUCUCAAUAAAAAUAGAAUUUUUUCACCUUUCAAAAGUACAAUCCAAUGAUCCUCACUGACAGGUGAGCUUUGCAAAUACAACACGUUGAGUGACAACUUUUCUGAAGAACAAAAGGAUAGUUGAAGAGAUUUGUUUUGGAUCUCUCUCUCUCUCUCUCUCUCUCUCUCUCUCUCUCUCUCGUGUGUGUGUGUGUGUGUGUGUGUGUGUGUGUGUGUGUGUGUGUGAAUACUAUUUUGGUUCCACAAACAUACCAUUUUAUAAAUUAAAUGGAUCAAUCUUUACUUUAUACAGAGAUUGCAUUGCUGUUCCGUUUUGAUUCUUCCUUAAACUGUGUAUUUUCCCUUUCCCCAAAAUAUCAUCUUAUGUAGAAUUUUUAUUAUGUUUUGAAGGAUGUUUUAUUAAUGAGUUACACUAACUCCAUCUAGAAAGAGCUAUUUUUAAAUGCUUGCAUUAGUAUGGCCUAAGAAUUUCUUGACUAGACUCAUACUGUUUUAUCCAUUUGAUGGUUACUUUCAGUUGUGAUAGAUAGACAAAGAUAUAUCUGUCUAGAAUAUAUCAAAUAUUGCUGCAUUUUGAAAAGUGUGUACUAGCUGAACACAUUUCAUGCCAUUUUAUGAAAGAGUUCUGCUGAUAAAACAUAAAAUUAUGUUUAAGAGCUUUUAAAUAAACUCACGUGGAAUGAAUAAAACUAAUCUAGUGUGAUAAGUAAGUCUAGCUAUGAGUUUGUCCAUAAAAUUAAAAAAAAAGCAUGUAAAUAGUAUGGUAUGAAGCACAGAUCCAGGAGGAGAUACUCAGAACAGUGAUAAGCUCAUAGGCAUAGGCUGUAGCAUCAUGGAUGGGGCAUUCAGAGAUGAGAAAGUCUACUUAAGAGAUAGCCAGAUGGUCAGGAAGUACCGGCAUCCACAGCAAUGCCUGAGGAUGCUUGCCUGAGGAAGGAUCCAUUAUGUUUGUCCCUCUUGAAUGUAUUUAUCUUAGUAGAAGUCUCUAUACAUGAGCUCAUAGCCAAGAACUAUGAAGCAACCGCAGUAAAUUGUUGAAUGUGGUUUCAUCAAGUGGGAUGUAUUUGCACACCACAAAGCCAAGGGAAGUCACAAGAAACAGAAUCCCAUGAUCUAAAGUCAUCAGUAAGAGGGAAGCAGCAGAAUGGCUAAACUGGAAAAGCUUCUUACAUGUAAAGCUUGUGCCUUUCAAUAAAACACAGAGAAAUAUGAAA